AGUCGGCCCCGACGGCCAAUCGCGCGGCCCGGGGGCGGGGCCGGUCACGCGGCGGCGGCGGGGGGCGCGGCGCCGGCUGCUGACCGGCACGCGGCGGGCCUCGAGACUGCGCGCGGGCGGCCCAGGGGGCGAGCUGCUGUUCGCGGGGCCAAGGGCGGGGGCGGCAGGUGAGUGCGCGGCCGGGCGGGAGUUCUGGGAGCCCGCGCGCGGCAGAGGAGCCCCGUGAGCCCUGCCCUCGGUACUGGGGGCCCCCGGAACGUGGCACUUCCGAGCUACCCGCCUCCCCGGGCCCCAGCCCUCGGCGCGCGGGCCGGACUCCUGAAAGUCGAGCGAGCUCCGGGUUUUGGAAAUGCUGGAGGGAAAAGCUCCUCGGAGAUGAGCUUGACCCCCUGGCUCGUGGUGGCCGCCUGUUCUCACUAACGCCAUGGCGGGGACCGGAGUGAGAAACCGGUGUCUGUCGCUUACUGCAAAGUGAGCGAGAAGCAGGCUGCGGGCCGUCCCAGCACGACGUGGAGCCCCGCGGAGACCUCGAGAUGCCUCGCGGGGAAGCUCCUGGCCCUGGGAGACGGGGGGCUGAGGACGAGGCCCUGGGCGAAGAAUCGGGGGAGCGGUGGAGCCCCGAGUUCCAUCUGCAGAGGAAAUUGGCAGACAGCAGCCACAGUGAACAGCAAGAUCGAAACAGAGUUUCUGAAGAACUUAUCAUGGUUGUCCAAGAAAUGAAAAAAUACUUCCCCUCGGAGAGACGCAAUAAACCAAGCACUCUAGAUGCCCUCAACUAUGCUCUCCGCUGUGUCCACAGCGUGCAAGCAAACAGUGAGUUUUUCCAGAUUCUCAGUCAAAAUGGAGCACCUCAGGCAGAUGUGACCAUGUACAGUCUUGAGGAGCUGGCCACUGUUGCUUCAGAACACACUUCCAAAAACACAGAUACCUUUGUGGCAGUAUUUUCAUUUCUGUCUGGAAGGUUAGUGCACAUUUCUGAACAGGCUGCUUUGAUCCUGAAUCAUAAGAAAGAUGUCCUGGCGUCUUCUCACUUUGUUGACCUGCUUGCACCUCAAGACGUGAGGGUGUUCUAUGAGCACACUGCCAGAGCUCAGCUUCCUUUCUGGAACAACUGGCCCCAAAGAGCAGCUGCACGGUAUGAAUGUGCUCCGGUGAAACCUUUUUUCUGCAGGAUCCGUGGAGGUGAAGACAGAAAGCAAGAGAAGCGUCACUCCCCAUUCCGGAUCAUCCCCUAUCUGAUUCAUGUACAUCGCCCUGCCCAGCCACAAUCGGAAUCGGAACCCUGCUGUCUCACUGUGGUUGAAAAGAUUCACUCUGGUUAUGAAGCACCUCGGAUCCCGGUGAAUAAAAGAAUCUUCACCACAACACACACCCCAGGGUGUGUUUUUCUUGAAGUAGAUGAAAGAGCAGUGCCUUUGCUGGGUUACCUACCUCAGGACCUGAUCGGAACAUCGAUCCUAAGCUACCUGCACCCUGAAGAUCGUUCUCUGAUGGUUGCCAUACACCAAAAAGUCUUGAAGUAUGCAGGGCAUCCUCCCUUUGAACAUUCUCCCAUUCGAUUUUGUACUCAAAACGGAGACUACAUCAUACUGGAUUCGAGUUGGUCCAGCUUUGUGAAUCCCUGGAGCCGGAAGGUUUCUUUCAUCAUUGGUCGGCAUAAAGUUCGAACGAGCCCACUAAAUGAGGAUGUUUUUGCUACCAAAAUUAAAAAGAUGAACAAUAAUGACAAAGACAUAACAGAAUUACAAGAACAAAUUUACAAACUUCUCUUACAGCCAGUUCACGUGAGCGUGUCCAGUGGCUACGGGAGCCUGGGGAGCAGCGGGUCGCAGGAGCAGCUUGUCAGCAUCGCCUCCUCCAGUGAGGCCAGCGGGCACUGCGUGGAGGAGACGAAGGCGGAGCAGAUGACCUUGCAGCAGGUCUAUGCCAGUGUGAACAAAAUUAAGAAUAUGGGUCAGCAGCUCUACAUUGAGUCAAUGACCAAAUCAUCAUUCAAGCCAGUGACGGGGACGUGCACAGAACCGAAUGGUGGUGGUGAGUCAGCGAAUGGUGGUGGUGAGUCAGCGAAUGGUGGUGGUGAAUGUAAAACCUUUACUUCCUUCCACCAAACACUGAAAAAUAAUAGUGUGUACACUGAGCCCUGUGAGGAUUUGAGGAACGAUGAGCACAGCCCAUCCUAUCAACAGAUCAACUGUAUCGACAGUGUCAUCAGAUAUCUGAAGAGCUACAACAUUCCAGCUUUGAAAAGAAAGUGUAUCUCCUGUACAAAUACAACUUCUUCCUCCUCAGAAGAAGACAAACAGAACCACAAGGCAGAUGAUGUCCAAGCCUUACAAGCGGGUUUGCAAAUCCCAGCCAUACCUAAAUCAGAAAUGCCAACAAAUGGACGGUCCAUAGACACAGGAGGAGGAGCUCCACAGAUCCUGUCCACGGCGAUGCUGAGCUUGGGGUCGGGCAUAAGCCAGUGCGGUUACAGCAGCACCAUUGUCCAUGUCCCACCCCCAGAGACAGCCAGGGAUGCCACCCUCUUCUAUGAGCCCUGGACCGUGAACAUGCAGCCAGCCCCUUUGACCUCGGAAGAAUUUAAACACGUGGGGCUCACAGCGGCUGUUCUGUCAGCGCACACCCAGAAGGAAGAGCAGAAUUAUGUUGAUAAAUUCCGAGAAAAGAUCCUGUCAUCACCCUACAGCUCCUAUCUCCAGCAAGAAAGCAGGAGCAAAGCUAAAUAUUCAUAUUUUCAAGGAGAUUCUACUUCCAAGCAGACGCGGUCGGCCGGCUGCAGGAAAGGGAAGCACAAGCGGAAGAAGCUGCCGGAGCCGCCGGACAGCAGCAGCUCGAACGCGGGCUCUGGUCCCCGCAGGGGAGCGCAUCAGAACGCACAGCCCUGCUGCCCCUCCGCGGCCUCCUCUCCGCACACCUCGAGCCCGACCUUCCCACCUGCCGCCAUGGUGCCCAGCCAGGCCCCUUACCUCGUCCCAGCUUUUCCCCUCCCAGCCGCGACCUCUCCCGGAAGAGAAUACGCAGCCCCCGGAACUGCACCGGAAGGCCCGCAUGGGCCGCCCUUGCCCGAGGGCCUGCAGCCUUACCCAGCUUUCCCUUUUCCUUACUUGGAUACUUUUAUGACCGUUUUCCUGCCUGACCCCCCGGUCUGUCCUCUGUUGUCGCCAUCGUUCUUUCCAUGUCCAUUCCUGGGGGCGACAGCCUCUUCUGCGAUAUCACCCUCAAUGUCGUCAGCAAUGAGUCCAACCCUGGACCCACCCCCUUCAGUCGCCAACCAAAGGAGAGAGGAGGAAAAGUGGGAGGCACAAAGCGAGGGGCACCCGUUCAUUACUUCGAGAAGCAGCUCACCCUUGCAGUUGAACUUACUUGAGGAAGAGAUGCCCAGACCCUCUGGAUCUCCAGAUCAGAUGAGAAGGAACAUGUGCCCACAAGCUAAGUAUCAGUGUGUUACAGGCAACAAUGGCAGUGAGAGCAGUCCUGCCACUACCGGUGCACUGUCCACGGGGUCACCUCCCAGGGAGAAUCCAUCCCAUCCUACUGCCAGCACACUGUCCAUGGGAUUGCUUCCCAGCAGGACUCCAUCCCAUCCUGCUGCCAGUGUUCUGUCCAUGGGGUCACCUCCCAGCGAAUCUCCAUCCAGAACUGGUUCAGCAGCAUCAGGAAGCAGCGACAGCAGUAUAUACUUUACUAGUAGUGUUUAUUCUUCUAAAAUCUCCCAAAAUGGGCAGCAAUCUCAGGACGUACAGAAAAAAGAAACAUUUCCUAAUGUCGCCGAAGAGCCCAUCUGGAGAAUGAUACGGCAGACACCUGAGCGUAUUCUCAUGACAUACCAGGUACCUGAGAGGGUUAAAGAAGUUGUACUAAAAGAAGACCUGGAAAAGCUAGAAAGUAUGAGGCAGCAGCAGCCCCAGUUUUCUCAUGGGCAAAAGGAGGAGCUGGCUAAGGUGUAUAAUUGGAUUCAAAGCCAGACUAUCACUCAAGAAGUCGACAUUCAAGCCUGUGUCACUUGUGAAAAUGAAGAUUCAGCUGAUGGUGCAGCCACAUCCUGUGGUCAGAUUCUGGUAGAAGACAGCAGUUGAGUGACUGUGAGGAUGAACCUUCGUACCCUUUCCGAGACGUGUUACACAUACAGACCUUUUUAAGUCCUGGACUUUUAAAUGACCAUGAAGUUAUCAUUGAAUGUUAAGAUUUUUUCUUCUUGAUUUUUUAAUACACAUAAUCUUUUUGAAGCAGACAUUGUAUACAAAAUCUUACUUCUCUUUGUUCCUGAUAUAUUAAAAUGGCCAGUUAGGCUCUUUUUAUAGUUGAAUUGUCUUCUAAAGAGAUUGGAUGGCCUCUAAAGAGGUAUGUGUAUCUUUAUUUCAGAUGUCACCCAGAGUAAAUUAUAAUUAGAAGUAUAGCUAGAAUGAGCCCCAAACCUUAGCCUCAUUUAUUUUGUUCUGUUACGUAAGUCAUUUUCCCCUUAGAGUGCUUGAAUAAAUCCCACCUACAGGUUGUAUCCUUUUCAUAAUGGUUUCCAUGAAUGUAGUACGUUCAUAUAGGCUUCAUUCAACCUGGCGUUCCCCUCCAUAAUUAAGAUAAAACAUUCCGGUUUUCUCACAACACAUUAGCACAUACUGUCCAUUAGCAUAUCUGGGAUAAUCAGGUUUUGGGGGUUGAGUUUUGGCCUUCAUCUUUGUAGAUCCCUUUUCUAUUGAUUUCCCACCUUCCGGUGAGAUUCUUGAAAGUCUUAUCUUAAAAAUCGAUCCGCUUACCAUGGGUCUAUUCUUGUGAGAGUUUCAGUUAGCAUUUGCAUGUGUAAUAUUAAAAUGAAAGAGCUUCUUACUCACCCAGUGCUGUUGCUCUUUUGAAUAUUUUUGUUUUUAAAAUAAUGAUUGUAAAAAGUUUUACAAGUAAUGUAAAAGCUAGUAUCAUUCUUACAUACUUCUGUGUUUAAAUUUUCAUUCUUACCGAAACAGUUAACUCUUUCUUUCCAAUCAAUUUAUACAAAAGAGGUCGCUCCAGCCCUACCACAGGUCUGAUUGGCACUGCCUUUUGUUUGCCCUUGAACAGGGCAGUGUCGUGGGGACUGCAAAAGAGAAAACGUCCAGGCGAGCCCAGUUGUCCUCGCCCACGGGGCCCUGCAGGCUCCAUCAGUCACUGCUUUCUAUGGCGUUUGUAGUUGUGUCUUUUAAGAAGUGAGUGUGAUUGUUUACUUGAUAAAUCAGCUCACUCUCUGGUGCUCUUUAGAGAAGUCCCUGAUUCCUUCUUAAACUUGGAAUGAUACAUGAAAUUCACACCCCUGCAGAUCAGAAAAAACAAAUAGAAGAAAAUGAAGGUUACAGUAACCUUUUGUCUUUAUAUAACUUGCAACAAACUAACUUAUUUUUUUUUUCCUUUUUUUGUUUUUGUUUUUUUAUGGUUUUUUAAGGAAAAUACUUCUUUCUCCUUUGAAGUUUUACAGCUUUUUGUAAAUGCGUCUUGAUAAUGAUUAGGAAAAUCGACCUUUUCAUCCAUGAUGACUAUCCUCAUAGCUCAGAUUUCCUUUCAAAGUAGUGGUUUUCUGGAUGGUAAUUCCAUCUUAAGGUGUCAGAACUAUUUUCAAAUGCUGCCUUUGACAGUUCUUGGAAUUUUCUAACAUUAAGCAGUUCCAUGCAAAUAUUCCUGUUUUAUAGAUAGCUCUCAUAGUCUGCUCCAUCUUGAUAGUUAAGUGAUUUCUGAAGCGUUUGUGUGUGUGUUGAUCAGGUUGUGUGAUAUUUUUGCUUGAUAAAUAAUAAAAUUUUAAACAAUUAACCAGCCAGUAGAUUGUCUGUCAGUGACCUUCUGUAGUAAUAAAGUUUUUGCCAAUGUAAAUAAAAACGGUAUCUGUAGCUAUCAGUAUCAUUGCGCAUUCAUAUAUGCUAAGCCUUAUGUUCUCUAAUAGAAGCCUUUCUUUUCCAUUGUGUCUGGAUAUUUGUAUUAUCCAAAUGUGCUUAUUUCUUUGCCUUAGCACACAUUUUAUGGAGUACUUGUUAUACUAGGUUUGAUUUGAAACUGGUGCUUGUCACAGAACUGUCAGAGCAUGAGGAGCGCUCCUCCUGUGGGUGGACGCGUUGACGCACUCACAGGUUGCACCUGCUGCUGGCGGUGAGCAGGGGUCUCAGCAGCUUGACCACCGCCCCCCGAGGGGGCUCUCCCCAGCUUAAACUUUGUUGUUUAAAUUUGUUAACUUUUUAUAUUAAUGACUAUUGAAAGUGGUAAUAAAAAUUUAUAUUACAGGCUUCAAUGUUUACAUGAAUGUUACCCAAAACUGUGUUUUCUUUGGUCAGAGGUCAAGAUUUAUGACAAAGAAGAUGCUGUAUGAAUGGAAAUCAUUUUGCAAUUGAGUGAAACUUCAUUGUAAUUCACAGUGUAAAUUUAAUCCAAACUGAGAUUUUGUUUCAACUGAAUUUAUAAUUAACUCUGAAUUUGUUUUUAAUCAUUAGUAAUAUUUCAAUUGGGUAUCUUUUUAAGUAAAAACAACAAAUAAACUCUGUACAUGUAAAACGUGAGAAA
Pongo pygmaeus (Bornean orangutan) is the source of this 6513-nucleotide messenger RNA. It is a transcript of the gene PER3, whose product is annotated as period circadian regulator 3. The record is from RefSeq and is a predicted model, not a curated record. Gene Ontology annotation, biological process: circadian regulation of gene expression; entrainment of circadian clock by photoperiod; negative regulation of transcription by RNA polymerase II. The coding region runs from base 534 to 4079 and encodes 1181 amino acids. Gene Ontology annotation, cellular component: nucleus; cytoplasm. NCBI's taxonomy places the organism in Eukaryota, Metazoa, Chordata, Mammalia, Primates, Hominidae. The transcript is spliced from 22 exons. Gene Ontology annotation, molecular function: transcription cis-regulatory region binding; transcription corepressor binding.